Molecule: messenger RNA, 2648 nt
Organism: Bombus terrestris (buff-tailed bumblebee)
Lineage: Eukaryota; Metazoa; Arthropoda; Insecta; Hymenoptera; Apidae
Product: pre-rRNA-processing protein TSR1 homolog
Exons: 12
Coding region: 148-2580 (810 amino acids)
Biological process (GO): maturation of SSU-rRNA from tricistronic rRNA transcript (SSU-rRNA, 5.8S rRNA, LSU-rRNA); endonucleolytic cleavage of tricistronic rRNA transcript (SSU-rRNA, 5.8S rRNA, LSU-rRNA); ribosome biogenesis
Cellular component (GO): preribosome, small subunit precursor; nucleus
Molecular function (GO): GTP binding; GTPase activity; U3 snoRNA binding
Source: RefSeq, a predicted model, not a curated record
CAAGUUGCAGUACCAUUCAUCUUCUACAGAUGGCGCCACAAGCCUUAUCGCACAAUAAUGCAUCUCUGGUAUCUGAACAAGCCAUAUGUUGCCACCUAUAGAAUAUGGAAGGAACUGCAACUUGGAGCAUGGAGGAUAUGAAGCAACAUGCGCCUUAUCGUGGGGUUGUACCCAUGGCAAGCAGUUAGAUUUAUUAUAAAGAUAUUUCGUUUACAAGAAUAUAUAGUUUCAAAUAAAAUGGGAACAACAAAACAAGAAGUACAUCGACCUGGUGCAUUUAAGCAAGUUAAUAAACCACAUAAAACGGGUAGACAUCGUAGUAAAGGAUCAAUAAGUAGCGAGGUUAAAGGAAAAGUUGGAGUAAAAGUUUUAUCGAAACGUGCCACUAAAAGUCUUGGGAAGCGUGCCCGAAGGCUACAAUCUUCACAAAUUAGAAAAAACAAGAGAGAGGAGGUGUUGCAGCAAAAAAGGAAUUUUGGUGGAUUCCAUUCUGCACCUAUUCUUCUAUGUAUUAUUGCAUUACAAAAAGAUGUAGAUGCUGAUAAUAUAUUAUCAGUAAUAACAAAAGCUGACGAGUCUGCGACUAUAAUUAGUAGUCCACGUGGUACAAUACAUUUAAGUGUACCUAGGUUCAAGCAACGCUUUUCUAUUGUGGUUGCACCAGUUGGAAAUUUGUUCGCGACAUUGGAUAUAGCAAAAAUAGCUACCACUGUUCUUUUCGUUGCAUCCGCAACAAAUAAGUCGGACAAUAGUCCCAGAUUGGAAGUACUUGAUGACUGGGGAAAGGAAAUUAUUAUGCCCUGUGUUGCUCAAGGUUUGACAACUCCGCUAAUAGCACUUACAAAUGUUGAAAAUCUUCACAUAAAGAAACGUCAAGAUUUCAAAAGCCAUGUACAAUCCGAACUUUGUAAGUGGCUUCCUAAGGAAGAAGUUUUCCAACUAAGUACCCCCAUUGAUGCUUUUAAUAUUUUACGACGUAUUGGUACUAGAAAACAAAGAACAGUAUCUUAUAGAAACAAUAGAGCUCAGUUGUUAGGAGAAGAAGCAGUAUUUAAAUGUAAUGAAAACUCCACAGAGCUUGGAACUCUAAUGAUCUCUGGGUAUCUCAAGAACGUACCAUUAUCAGUUAAUGGUUUAGUUCAUAUACCUGAAUUGGGAGAUUUUCAAAUCUCUCAAAUUGAUGCACCUGGUGAUCCAUAUCCAGUGGAGAAAAAGUUGAAGAAAGAUUGUAAUGCAAUGGACGAUGAACCAUCUACGCGGGUUCUUGCACGCGCAGAUCCAGGGAAACAAGAAUCUCUCGAAAGUGAAAAUAUACUUGACCCUAUGGAUGCUGAACAAACUUGGCCUACAGAAGAGGAAUUAGCCGAAGCCAAAGCACAAAGGAAAAAAAUUGUAAAGAGAGUUCCAAAAGGAACUUCUGAAUAUCAAGCAGCUUGGAUUCCUGAUGAGGAUGGAGAGGAAUUGAGUGAGUGCUCGAGCGAUGAAUCAGAAGACGAGAUGUCUGUCGAUGAAGCACAAUCUGAAACGGAUAGUGGACCAGACGCAGAAGACGAGGAAGAAUACGAGACAAUUACUGUGUCCGAAGUUCCUGAUGAACGAUACGAUGAGAAUAUCGAUAUGACAGAAGAAAAAGAAGCAAUGGAAAACUUGAAGAACGCAAAAUUAGACGCAAAAUUUCCUGACGAAGUAGAUACACCUCAAGAUAUGUUAGCAAAACAGAGGUUUCAGAAAUAUCGUGGACUUGAAUCAUUCAGAACAAGUCCGUGGGAUCCGGAAGAAAACCUUCCUACUGAUUACGCUAGAAUAUAUAAAUUUGAAAAUUUUGAUAGAACACGAAAACGAAUAUUUAAAGAAUCGCGGGAAAUAGAGGGUGCUAUGCCUGGUUGGUAUAUCACAAUUCACGUUGCAAAUGUACGCGUAGAUGCAUUUUCUUCAUUGGGAAAUCAUCCAUUAAUUGUAUUUGGUUUAUUACCGAACGAGCACAAAAUGUCUGUCUUAAAUGUGACAUUAAAACAUACGGGUCAAACAUACAGUCCGGUGAAAUCUAAAGCAAAAUUGAUAUUUCAAUGUGGAUUUAGGAGAUUCACUGCGUGCCCAAUAUUUAGUCAACACACAAACGGAAACAAACAUAAAUAUGAGCGGUAUUUUCGUCCAGAGAACACUGUCGUAGCAAGCAUGUACGCUCCAAUUACUUUUCCACCAUGCCCAGUAUUAUGUUACGUUGAAAAACUGAAUAAAUCAUUGGAAUUAAUUGCAACCGGAAGUGUAUUAUCUGUGAAUCCAGAUAGAAUAGUUGUAAAACGUGUUGUUCUUAGCGGUCAUACGUACAAAGUGCAUAAACGAUCAGCAGUUAUAAGAUUUAUGUUCUUUCAUCGAGAAGAUAUAAACUGGUUUAAACCAGUUGAACUACGAACGAAAUAUGGUCGCAGAGGACAUAUAAAAGAACCAUUGGGUACUCAUGGUCAUAUGAAAUGUGUAUUUAAUGGUCAACUGAAGUCGCAGGACACGAUUUUAAUGAAUUUAUACAAAAGAGUAUUCCCAAAAUGGACAUAUGAACCUUUGUUCAAAAAUUGUGGUUAAAGAUUUCAAUAAUACAUAUUAAAUAAUGUAAUAUACGUAUAUUCGAUAAACAUACUCUUCAAGUUUUC